AUGCGAGCCCCGCAACUGGAAGGGGUCCCUUGCGGGCAGGGGCAGCUCGCCUGGGCGAGGUGUGCUUUGGAGGUGCGGGCAUGGCUUCGGCGCCUGAUCGACGAGGGCGAGGCGCGCGCCCAGGAGGCGGGCGCCCAGGCAGCAACGGAGCUCCUGGAGCGGGGCGGGGCUCUGGCGCUGCUCUUCCUGGCGCGCCAAGCGAAAGCGAGGCUCAGGCGGAGGUCUUUGGAGAGCGAGGCUGAGGCGGCUGAGGCGGAGUCUGAGGCAGAGUCUGAGGCUUCUGAAGCGCUCAGAGACCUGCGGCUCUUGGCUUUCUUGCUUCAGAAGCAGGCGCUCCGGUUCCGGACGCGGGCGGCGACGGCGGCGAGUGUGGAGUCCGCCUCCGAGGACUGGCGCUGGGUCCUCGCAGCGACGCUGAGGCCAUGGCUGUGUGAGGAGUGGUGUUCUCCACGUGUGGAAGUGGUGGAUUAUCGGCCCUGUUGUGGCACCGGCGGGCUCCUCUUGGCAUCCGACUCCGAUUGCGACCACUCCCAGCUCCGAGCGGUGCUGGACAUCGUCGUGUCCGCACCCGCAUUGUCGGCUGAGACGGAGCCUGAGCUCGGCCGGCAGCGUGUGGUUCAUCGAGGGCCUUGGCAUGGCUUCCGACCAACAGAGGGCGGUUGGCAUGCCUCAUUCGGCCCUCCAGGCAGCGCGCUCCACCGCUGGGAGGAGGUCACUGCGGCAGGCCUGGCGGUGCUGGCGGCGGCGUACAGUGCGACGAGCAUGAGCAGGGAUGGGCGCGACCCAACGCCGCUGCCCUUGCUGUGCUAUGGUGUAGGAGAUGGGCUCCUUUGCACCUUCCUCGCACAGCAUGCCCCAGAAGUGCGGGUGGAAGUUUUGGAGCCGGAGGUUGUCGCCUUGGAGUUGGCCGAGCGACACUUCGGCCUGCGGCUGGCGGGCAACAGCGGCCGUGGAACCCACGUCGUUCUGGGCCUGGAAGGCCAAGGAUCGCCGGGACGAAGUUUGGGAGAAACUGACGCUAGCGGCUCCUUCCGCUAUGCAGCGGUGGUGGCCUUGGGGCGGGGUGUGGCCAAACCAGACUGGGAGCCACUGCGGCGGCGCUGCGAAGCCUGGGAGGUGCCAGCGAUCCUGCUCGAGGCGCCCUGCGGCGUGGGAGAGGCCUUGCGCGACGCCUUUGCCGGCUUCAGAGUCCUUGAGCUGCAGGACCUUGAGAGCUGCGACGAGUGCGAGGAGCGCGACCAGACGACUGAUGAGACCUCCAUCUUCCUCCUCACACGAGGACGAGGAGCCGGUUUCGGAGUCGAUCCCGGGAGCCAAAAGAAGCGGAAGCAGAAGGAGACCGAUCCGCCGGAGGCCGGCGUGUGGCCAGGCGAAGGGAGGCCUCCCGCCUCCUUCCUGGAUGUGCUCUCGCCGAAGCGCUGGUUCGACUUGCUGCUGGCGAGGGGAGGGGUCCGAGGCGGCGCACCUGAUGUGCUCGAUGCGCAGAGAAGUCAGGUGGUGUCGGCGGGCUUCCUCUCUGCGGAGACGCUGGGAUUCCUGGAGCGCCUCGCGGCAAGGGCCGCUGGGGAGGGCUGCGGCCGCGCAGUGCGCUCGGCGCAGUCCGAGGCUUGGCAGGUCACGUUUCUUCAGACCCGUGGCUUCUUCGCGCGAGAAGCUCCGGAGCUGCUGGAGAGCUUGGCUGAGAUGGCGAGGUCUGUGGGGCUCCGCGAGCACUGGCUGACUGUCGGCCAGGCGGAGCGGAUGAAGGCGAGAGUCGUGGAGUGGCAUGACCAGGAGGCGCCUGGACCGGGCAUCCCGGAUCCUCGGCACUACGACAUGGAUAGCCUUGUGACUCUGGAUGUCCUUUGCGCGGAGCCCAAAGAAGACUUCGAGGGCGGUGAGCUGCGCACCUUGGAAACCGACGGGAGCCUCAAGGAGCAGAGCUUCGGCUUCCUCGAGGUGCUCGUCUUCCAGGCCCACAAGUACCACAUGGUGGCCCCGGUGACGCGGGGCCGGCGCCGGGCCCUGGUGCUGGAGUUCUGGGAUGGGCCAGCACGCGCCUGCCCUCACCGGUGCAUCAGCUUCGAAGAGCGCUGCCCCUUGGAGCCCGAAGGCGAAGCGGAGAAAAGCCUUUGGAAGGCGCUUCCGGCCGGGACGAAGAGGGAGAACACGAAGAGAGGGGGAAAGUACGAGGGAUUGGUCUGGAUAAUUCAGCUCGAGAUGCCGUUGCUCAGCCUGGCCAACAUCACCCUCUCGAGCGCGCGGCACGUGAGCAUCGCUCCUCACGAGCCAGGCGGCGGUGCCAAUCCCGUGGAGGGGCGGCGCUCCUGGCGGUUUCGCAACACAGGCGCGCGGAUCAAGGGUCCCAUUGCCACGUUCCCAGAGGCAGUGGAUGUUGGUGUUGGUGACAUCGGCUUGUUCCAGGACGGAAGCCUUGAUUGA
Molecule: messenger RNA, 2421 nt
Organism: Symbiodinium sp. CCMP2592
Lineage: Eukaryota; Dinophyceae; Suessiales; Symbiodiniaceae
Source: the annotation of a GenBank genome assembly